AUGUCUUCAUCGGGUGUGAACACUACUAGUAGUACUAAUUUAGAUGCUAUUAAUGCUCUUAAAUAUAGUAAAAUUCUGUUUAUUCAAGUUUGGUGUUUUACAAUGUUUUCUUUUGGUACUGUCGGUCAUAUAUUAAGUAUUUAUGUGUUUACACGUCGCUCACUUUAUUCAAAUCCAUGUUCACGGUAUUUUUUGGCGUCAGCAAUGACUGGUCUAGUUGUUGUAUGUACUGCUGUACCUCUGCGUCUUCUUCAAUUUGUAUAUAAUAUUGAUGUUUUUAUGAGUUCCAAUGUAAUGUGCAAAAUUCUAGUGUGGCUCUUGAAUUGGUUCAAAGCUCUACCAUCAUGGUUUAUCGUACUUGCUUGUGCCGAUCGGUUAGUAUUACAAUCGAUUAACUAA
This is a messenger RNA of Adineta steineri, 399 nucleotides long. The record is from the annotation of a GenBank genome assembly. NCBI's taxonomy places the organism in Eukaryota, Metazoa, Rotifera, Eurotatoria, Adinetida, Adinetidae.